Molecule: messenger RNA, 924 nt
Organism: Pleurotus ostreatus (oyster mushroom)
Lineage: Eukaryota; Fungi; Basidiomycota; Agaricomycetes; Agaricales; Pleurotaceae
Exons: 7
Coding region: 1-924 (307 amino acids)
Molecular function (GO): protein binding
Source: RefSeq, a predicted model, not a curated record
AUGCCCGUGGUCGGGGCUGAGGCUACGGCGGUUACUUGGGUGGCUCCUGGUCUCUUCGUCAGCGGAUGGUCUACUGGGAUCCUCAUGGUUGCGAGGAUCGAUCGUCCUGACCCAAAAGAUUGGGCAAAGUUCUGGGAAUUGCCGGUGCUCGAAGAAAAGGUCGCUAUCCUGGCUCUCCAUCACAAUGGCUCCUUGCUCGCCAUCUCAAGUACGACUUCUGUUUCUGUUUGGCUUGCGAAAGAUUCUAAAUUCAAAGUCCUAAGCUUCUUCGCCGAUGUCCCCGCGCCCAAAUCGCAUGGUAACGUCGCUGGCCCCGUUGAGAUCACCUCGGUCUCAUGGAAGGGCAUGACGACGACCCUGGUCGUGUCUUACCUUCACCAUGGCAUUGUCGGUUGGGAUGUCAGCACCCAAUCAAUAGUUUUCGCCCACGCCAUCGAGAAUGCGGGUGGCUCCCUUUCCCCGAACGGAGAACUGUUUGCAGCUUUCUCUCGUCAAGGCACUACUGUUUACGCACUUCCGCACGGACUACGGCAGCAAAGCUUCAAUCGAGAGGAUAGUUCCGGUGAGUGCGGCCCCGCAAUAUUCAUUCAUAAUGGGUGGGCCUUGCUGGAAGGGCGUAGAGGGAGUGGCAUCAUCUGGGACCUUGAGACCUCAAGGCUGUUGGGACCAGAUAUAUCACUAGAAGAAGGAGAAAAUGUUGUCUGCCUAGCGCAACACUACGACGAGGCAGGCGACGUAUUUCUGAUCGCGAUCACAACUUCGUCGCAACGCCUCCAGAUUUUCGAAACACAUAGAAUUGGGGAGACUGGUGAUCAUCCGAGCAAGCUAGUUCGUAGGCGUCAUCAUGACUUUUGCGUUCUGGCGGUGUUGUUCUCGCUGGGGGCCGCCGUAACACCUGCAAUGUGUCGCAUGUUCAGCGAAUAG